Molecule: messenger RNA, 1302 nt
Organism: Histoplasma mississippiense
Lineage: Eukaryota; Fungi; Ascomycota; Eurotiomycetes; Onygenales; Ajellomycetaceae
Exons: 3
Coding region: 1-1302 (433 amino acids)
Biological process (GO): mating projection tip cell wall disassembly
Molecular function (GO): glucan endo-1,3-alpha-glucosidase activity
Source: RefSeq, a predicted model, not a curated record
AUGCAUUUAAAAAUCGGGCUUCUUCUAAUGCUUAUAGUUGUCUCUGUUGUGGCUCAAGAGCCGAAAUAUGUGUUUGCACAUUUUAUGGUUGGAUGUGCUGCUGCUAUGACACAAGAGGAUUGGAUGGCUGAUAUUCAAUUAGCUAAGAAAGCUAAUAUUGAUGCAUUUGCACUCAAUGUUGGAAGACAAGACAGCUACACGGAUGAGGUGCUUUUCCGCGCAUAUGAAGCCGCAGCAGCUGUUGGAGAUUUUGGCUUGUUUAUAUCAUUUGACUAUCUUACCGGCGGCCCAUGGCCAAUGGAUGUAGUCAUACAAACGAUCAACAAAUAUAGUGGUCACAGCUCACAAUUUAAAUACCGCAACCAGCCUUUGGUAUCCACAUUUGAAGGGACCAACAAUAUCAAUGACUGGUAUGCAAUUAAAUCAGCUACUGGGUGUUUUCUCGUCCCGGAUUGGUCUAGUUUAGGACUGGCAGGCCUACAGGGGGUGAUGAAUGUCAUUGAUGGAUUUUUCAGUUGGGAUGCAUGGCCGGUGGGUGCACAAUCAAAAUCUUCUGAUAAUGACAAUAAGUAUAUGUCAACGCUUGGCCAGAAGCCAUACGUGAUGCCUGUUUCACCAUGGUUUUAUACAAACCUUAAACAAUGGGGGAAAAAUUGGCUGUGGCGUGGGGAUGAUCUGUGGCAUGAGCGUUGGAUGCAGGUAAUUGAGUUGCAGCCAGCAAUGGCUGAGAUCAUCAGCUGGAAUGACUACGGUGAAUCACAUUACAUCGGCCCCAUUCGUCAACCUGGUAUUCCUCCGGGCGCUGAGUGGUAUGUUCUUGAAAACCCUCAUGAUGGCUGGCGACACCUUCUUCCAGCCUAUAUUGAUUUAUUCAAGUCCAACAAUGCAAGCAACCCUCUCAUCGACCAUCCCAGCCUUAGUGAUACAUUUUCCUAUUGGUAUAGGAGAAACCCUGGAAAGUCUGGGAGUGCUGAUGGGACAACAGGUAACAAUCCUGCAUUCGGCCAGCAACCUUUAGAUCCAGCAGUGGUGUCAGAGGAUAAAGUGUUUAUCACAGCUUUUGUUGCAGAACCUAGUGAGAUUACUGUUAAAAUUGGUCAAUCACCUACCACAAGCCUAAAAGCAUCAUUUGCAGGAAUCAAUCAUAUGAAUGUUCCAUUCGGUGGGAAUACAGGGCCUGUGAAUAUAAAAUUAUUAAGAAAUGGGGUAGUAAUAGCUGAUACAACAGGGCCUGAAAUCACAAAUGAUUGUUUUGAGGGGAAAGUCAUGUGGAAUGCAUUUGUUGGAUUGAGCUGUGAAUGA